Molecule: messenger RNA, 729 nt
Organism: Symbiodinium sp. CCMP2456
Lineage: Eukaryota; Dinophyceae; Suessiales; Symbiodiniaceae
Source: the annotation of a GenBank genome assembly
AUGCAGCCUCGCGGGUCGAGAGGUGGAGAGCGGUCGCAAAGGCAGGCCUUCUACAUCCACCAGGACUACGCGAUCGCCGAGGCCAAUCGACGUUUCGGUUUCGGCCUUCAGCGGGAGGAUUUUAGAGCUCUCGACGCGACGGGCAAUACCAGAUACGUAGCUGGCAUCACUCAGGUGUUCAGCAGCUACGGUUCCAACUGGACACUCUUGUGCCGCGAAGUCCCUGCGUUAUCCGCCGUCGUCCCUACUGCAAAGGGCGGCGGCAAGGGCAAGGGCGCAGGGAAGGGGCAGCCAGCGGCGCUUGUCGGAGGAAAGGGCAAAGGGGCAGCUCCGAAAGCGCCCGCGGCAGAGCCCGCAAAAGCCCCGGCGAAGGCCGCAGAGCCAGCCAAGGCGCCGGCGAAGGCCGCAGAGCCAGCCAAGGCUCCAGCGAAAGCCGCAGAGCCGGCAAAGGCCCCGGCCACAGCACCGGAGCCAGCCAAGGCAACAUCUGGAUCUUUGGGCCCGCCGUUGGCGGCGCCCGUGGCUGAAGGGGCUGCGCCACCGGCGGCGCCAGCUGUAUUGCCAACAACUUCUGGAGGAGACGAGCCGACUACAGGCGAAGCUGUGGCACCAGAGCAGCCUUCUGAGGUUGCUUCUGGUGCCCAGCUCACCGCUGCGGAUCUGCUACCCAAGGAGCCGGAGCUUGGAGAGGUCAAAGAGGAGCCCGCAGAAGAGGCUGCAGAGGAGGCC